AUGGCUGGUCGUUAUGAUCCUAACCCUUUUGAUGAAGAAGAAGUUAACCCUUUCUCUGACCCAGGCGUGAGAUCGAAAGCAUCGGGGCAGCCAAAGUAUGGUGGCAGUGCAUUUAACACAACAAGUGUUCCUCCUGCUUCAAACUCGAGGCUUUCGCCACUCCCUCCUGAACCUGCUGACUUUUACAAUUAUGGUACCACAGUUGACAUUCCGAUCGAUGCAGCAACGGAUUUAAGGAAGAAAGAGAAGGAACUUCAGGCUAGGGAGUCUGAACUGAGAAGGCGGGAGCAGGAGGUAAAGAGGAAAGAAGAUGCAGCUGCAAGAGCUGGAAUUGUCCUCGAAGAGAAAAAUUGGCCAUCAUUUUUUCCAAUUAUCCAUCAUGAUAUUGCAAAUGAAAUACCAGUUCAUCUACAGAAACUUCAGUAUGUUGCAUUUACAACCUUUUUAGGGGUGGCUUUUUGUCUUUUCUGGAAUGUCAUAGCUGUUACAACAGCAUGGAUCAAAGGGGGAGGGGUGAAAAUCUGGUUUCUUGCUAUUAUCUACUUCAUAGCAGGAGUUCCUGGAGCUUAUGUUUUGUGGUAUCGUCCACUCUAUCGUGCAUUUAGGACUGAGAGUGCUAUGAGUGGUAUCCUCGCUGCAAUUGAUGUUGUGGGUGACAAUGCUUUAGCUGGGCAAGUAUACAUGUACUUCCGUGGAAGUGGUAAAGCUGCCGAGAUGAAGCGUGAAGCUGCAAGAGGAGCAUUGAGGGCAGCAGCUUGA
This is a messenger RNA of Dovyalis caffra, 759 nucleotides long. Lineage: Eukaryota; Viridiplantae; Streptophyta; Magnoliopsida; Malpighiales; Salicaceae. The record is from the annotation of a GenBank genome assembly.